Trichomycterus rosablanca is the source of this 1750-nucleotide messenger RNA. RefSeq names its product TRAF3-interacting JNK-activating modulator. The record is from RefSeq and is a predicted model, not a curated record. NCBI's taxonomy places the organism in Eukaryota, Metazoa, Chordata, Actinopteri, Siluriformes, Trichomycteridae. The transcript has 13 exons. The coding region runs from base 1 to 1599 and encodes 532 amino acids.
AUGGCGUCUCCUGACAGGAAUGGUUAUGAUAAAAAACUAGAAGAACGUGCUGUGAAGCAUCGAAAUCUUGUGGAUCGAAACAAUGUAACAGUGUGCAGAAGUCCACCCAGAGAGCUGGAUACAAAACUGAUGAAAAAUGAACAGCAGCGCAAACGACACGAGGAAUUUUUAAAGAGGCGACCAGCUGACUGUGGCCUGAGCGUUGUGUUAUCUACACCAACAAGACACAUUUAUUCACAGGAAGAACGUGUGACACAAAUGUCCACGUCACACAGAAAGCAUUUAUUUAAAAGUCCAGGAAUCAACCCAAUUAAACAGCCAGUGUCCACACCCUUAAUGAAUGAUGAGAACAGACUGAAGCAUGAACGUGUCACAGUUGUUCUUAGUUCACUUCACAAAAGAGAGAAAGCAAACAAAGAACGAGCCUUUCAAGACAUUACCCAUCUCACAAACAACCAGCGGACACUACAUAGUGCUAGUGCACAGACAGAGUUGGGCAUUGCUACAGUCAAUGAGGCGGAUGUUCAGCAGCUGGGCAUUUAUCUGGAGGAGGCAUUGUACAGAGAGGGGGUUUUAAAAAAGAAGCUGGCAGCUCUACAGAUGAGCAAUGCAACUCUAAUCCGUUCUACUGAGAUGUUGUGGAAGACCCGCUGUGAUGAAGAUCUGCUGAAGAACAAGAUCAAGGCACUGGAGGAUCAGCUGCAGUUGUUCAUAAAGAAAACCCCCCAGGAUGGAUUAAAGAAGGUGGUUUUACAGAUAGAGAAACAGAAGAUGGAGUAUGAACAGAAGGCUUUGCAGGCCAUUCAGAAAGCCACAGAGGAAAAUUCAGAGGCACAAAGCAAAAUGCUCAACCUGCAAGAGGCACUACAGACAGCCCAGGCAGAGUCAGUAAGGUGGCAGAAGCUGUAUGAGGAGCAGAUAGAGUUUGCUGAUCUCCUGAAGAAGAAUCAGGCGCUGUGUAGCGACCAGCUGCUUCAGCUACAGAAUCAGCUGGAGCACUCCAGAGGGCAGGAAGAGUCACUGAGGAAGCAGUGUGAUAAUCUGCAGCAGGAUGGGUUAGAACUACGCUCCACUAUCACUCUGCUGGAAGAGGACAACCAGAUUCUGAAGGAACAGCUAAAGGAACUUACAGAAAAUACUCAUGAAUCAUGGAAUAAUAUCACAGAAGUAAACAAGCUGGAACAAUUUUCACAUCAGGUUUUUGGGACGGACAACAACAUAGCUAAGCAGCUCUGCCAGGCUGAACAGAGACUCAGUCUGAAGGAGAAAGAGUGUGUGGAGCUAAAGACUGAGCUUGAGAUUCUGGAACAGGAGUGCUACAGUUCUCAGACCCGCCUGGCCAAGUGUCGGGAAGAACUGAACACUCUAACUGCCCGAAACAGCCGCAGCACAAAAAAGAGAUGCUCCUGCGGUGCCAUUUUCUGCUUCUUUCUGUUCUUCUUACUAAUGCUGGUCGCUGUAUUGUCCACCAUCUGUAUCUACAGCCCUUCUGUCAUGGACCAGUUCCAGGAUUUUUGCUCUGCAGUGUUAGAAAAAGUAGAGGAUUACUUAUUGCUAGCAGCCUCUCCUCAGCAUUCAGGUCACUUUAAACCAAUCUGAGAAAAAGACAACAUUACGUUAACAUUUAGGCUUUGGGUUUUAUUUAUUUAGUUGCUUAAAUAUAUAGCAUAUAUUUAUGGUUAUAUAAACCAAUUAAUAAUGCAAGUGAAAACAUAAAUACACAAUAUAAAAUAUUGUACAUGUACAACAA